GCGGCAGGUUGGUCCUGGAGCAGAUAAGCUCAGAAUAUUUAGGCGAAAGCGAGAGGAGGGGGGGAGCGCGGGGCAGGAGGAGUACCUCGGCCAAGAAAAUUAUGCAUGCGUUAGGGAAGCUCUGAGAGAAUGGCUGUGGAAGCUCUUCACUGUGGUUUGAAUCCACGGGGCAUUGAUCACCCUGCCCAUGCUGAAGGUAUUAAACUGCAAAUUGAAGGUGAAGGUGUGGAAUCUCAAUCCAUUAAAAACAAAAAUUUCCAGAAGGUGCCUGACCAGAAAGGAACCCCCAAGCGACUGCAGGCAGAAUCUGAGACGGCUAAGUCAGCUACAGUGAAGCUGUCUAAACCGGUGGCUCUAUGGACCCAGCAGGAUGUCUGCAAGUGGUUGAAGAAACAUUGUCCGAAUCAGUAUCAGAUCUACAGUGAGUCAUUCAAACAGCAUGACAUAACUGGGCGAGCCCUGCUGAGACUUACUGACAAAAAGCUUGAGCGAAUGGGGAUUGCCCAGGAGAACCUCCGGCAGCACAUCUUACAACAGGUGCUCCAGCUGAAGGUGCGAGAAGAAGUCAGAAAUCUACAGUUACUCACACAAGGUACCCUGUUGCUUCCUGAUGGGUUGAUGGAAGGGGAGAUGGGAAGAAAGAAAACCUUACUAUUAGGACAGAUGGAAGCCAGGGAGAAUUUUUACUAUUUCUUUGCAGAAUUUCCUUCCUAGAAAAUAGUACACAGAUUUAAAGAUUACUUCCCUUUGAAAACAUUUUUCAUAGCUCACUAGAGAGAAGGAUGCAGAGAUAAGUAAUGGAUGAGCAAACAGAAUUACCUGAGCUAACUUCAAGUUCAUCACAUACAGUUGUAUGGAUUGUAUACUGCACAACCCCAAAGAAUACCAGUCACAUCAAUUGGGGUACGAUUGCACUCACUAGAGUUGUAUAGUAUGCAGCCUGCACAACUGUACAGUCCAGCUCUAGCUAUCUUCACCUGCGCCAGUUGUGAGGGUGCUUUAGAAUUCGAGUGAUUGUAGUUAUGAUGACCAGUGAUAUAAGUGGAGUUUUUGUUGUAUUUUUAUUUUGCUUUUCACUGGUUACUGGGAGAAAAACAUUUUAGAUAUGUAUAACUAUAUGUGAAUAUAUUAUACACACACACUUUAGAGAUUGUAAGAACCCCAUUUAGCUUCUUGAAAGAAUAAUUUUUAAAAUAGACUAUAGUGAAUCUAGGACCAGACUGUUAAGCGUAUAUAAUUCUUAACAGGAAUUAUAAAUAACUUCAAUAUGAUGAGAGCAUUUAAGAUCUCAAUAACUGUUGAAGUGACAAAAUAAAACUAGAAUUCUAAGAAAGCUGUAAGUUACACUAUAUGUAACUUAUAUGUCUACAUAAGAUUUGGAUACUAUCAACCUUCAUUGGCUAUAAACUUUAUUUGUUUUAUUUUAGUGUCCAUUGUACAUCAUUUUAAAUGAAAGGAUGAUAAAAUAUGUAUUUUUGAGAGCCUUGAGUAUUUGUCUUUCUGCAGAAUAUUGUAAUUGCAUGCGUACUGAUAUUGGAGAAAUCUGGGUCAGCCAAGUUUCACGUUAUUGCAUUUAGAUUAACCUAGUAAUAGUCCAUUUGCCUAGAGGAAAUAAUGUGCUCCCUGAAAGAUGGCUAUUCUAGAAGGAUAAGUAUAGACUUCAAGUGAGCAUAAAAUAGUAUUGUUUGUUUCAUAUGCAUUAUUUGCAUUUUGUCCCCAGAGACUUCCAAUGGUGAAUUUACUGGUAUACUAAGUGAUUUAAAUUUGAAUGUGAAGUACUGAUAUGCUUUUAAGUUUCUUUUAAGAAGUAGAUAGAAAUAUGAAGAUUAUGAUAAGAAAGUUUAUCACAGUGCUAUUUGGAAAACGGAAAAUUUACAAGAGACGUAGAGGUCCAGCAAUAUGAAAAGAAUCAUGUAAUUCUGCUUAAAUUCAUAAGAUUCAGUAUAAUGCCCAGUUAUGAAAAUUACGUCUUUAAAGAAUACACGACAACAUGGGAAAUUACUGAAGUCAUACAAGGUGGGGGAAAGGUCAUGUGUAAAAUCGAAUGCAUAAUAUAAGCCCAAUUUGGUAAAAACCAUAUAUUCUUAUAUCUACAGAAAAAAAGGACUGGAAGUAAAUAUGCCAACCAUUUUAGUAAGGGAUCUCUCUGGAUUGUGGG
Mandrillus leucophaeus (drill) is the source of this 2158-nucleotide messenger RNA. It is a transcript of the gene SAMD12, whose product is annotated as sterile alpha motif domain containing 12. The coding region runs from base 130 to 714 and encodes 194 amino acids. The transcript is spliced from 4 exons. Gene Ontology annotation, biological process: cell surface receptor protein tyrosine kinase signaling pathway. NCBI's taxonomy places the organism in Eukaryota, Metazoa, Chordata, Mammalia, Primates, Cercopithecidae. The record is from RefSeq and is a predicted model, not a curated record. Gene Ontology annotation, molecular function: protein binding. Gene Ontology annotation, cellular component: cytoplasmic side of plasma membrane.